Molecule: messenger RNA, 1029 nt
Organism: Carassius auratus (goldfish)
Lineage: Eukaryota; Metazoa; Chordata; Actinopteri; Cypriniformes; Cyprinidae
Gene: gstr
Product: glutathione S-transferase rho
Exons: 6
Coding region: 111-788 (225 amino acids)
Biological process (GO): glutathione metabolic process; L-phenylalanine catabolic process
Cellular component (GO): mitochondrion
Molecular function (GO): maleylacetoacetate isomerase activity; glutathione transferase activity
Source: RefSeq, a predicted model, not a curated record
GUGAAUGUGUGUCAGAGUCAGCGUGACGCAGCAGAAUUUGUGGUCUAUUGUUCUGCACAGCAGCGCACGUUGACAGUCUUUAUUUCCAAUUAGACGCGUUAUUAGCAAUCAUGGCGCAGAGUAUGAUGCUGUACUGGGGCUCUGGUUCUCCGCCGUGCUGGAGAGUCAUGAUCGCGCUGGAGGAGAAGAUGCUGCAGGGAUACAAUCACAAACUUCUGUCGUUUGAAAAGAAAGAGCACAAGUCUGAAGAAGUGAAAGCUCUCAAUCCCAGAGCUGAGCUUCCAACGUUCAAGCACGGAGACAUCGUCGUGAACGAGUCGUUUGCCGCGUGUCUGUAUCUGGAGAGCGCGUUUAAGUCUCAAGGCACCCGUCUGAUCCCAGACGACCCGGCUGAACAAGCGCUCGUCUACCAGCGAGUGUUUGAGACCAACAACCUGCAGCAGAAAAUGUAUGACGUGGCUUUCUAUGAUCAUGUUCCUGAAGGAGAGAGACAUGAAUCAGCUCUGAAGAGGAAUAAAGAGAGUUUAAUCGCCGAGCUCAAACUGUGGGAUGGAUACUUGGAGAAGAUGGGUAAAGGCUCGUACCUCGCUGGUAAGAACUUCACCAUGGCCGAUGUGGUGUGUUUCCCCGUCAUCGCGUAUUUCCCACGACUUCACUGUCCUCGAGAGCGUUGUCCCAGACUGAUGGAGUACUACGAGAUGCUGAAGGACCGUCCCAGUAUUAAAGCCAGCUGGCCUCCUCACUGGCUGGAGAAACCUGAGGGUCCAGACACGCUCAAGAACCUGUGAAGAACAUCAUGACCUCACCAGAAACAUAUAACAAUCAGUUAGAUUUACGCUUAGCUUACUGUAUUAAAUCACAACCCUGUGUUCAGUCUCAUUUACAGUUAUCAAUCAUAUAUCUUUAACCCUGCUUGCAGCUUGAUUCAUUUGUAAUGAUUAAUGUAAAUUUUUUUGUAUUGCUUUUUGGUGCUAAUAAAGUUUUGUCCUGUUCAGACCAAAUAAACAAACAUAUUUACCAGCAGUUUUA